This is a messenger RNA of Cuculus canorus (common cuckoo), 2433 nucleotides long. RefSeq lists its product as uncharacterized. The transcript is spliced from 6 exons. The record is from RefSeq and is a predicted model, not a curated record. NCBI's taxonomy places the organism in Eukaryota, Metazoa, Chordata, Aves, Cuculiformes, Cuculidae. Bases 420 to 1427 code for a protein of 335 amino acids.
GCCAGGCUGCCCCUCCACAUCAAAGCGGAGGGCAUAGGGCCCCGGCUCCGCUUCAGCUUCGAGCAGCUGGACAUUGGGAAUGUUUUUGCUGGAUCAGCCCACAGGUGAUCCUGUUUAACAAAGGAGCCAUCGAUGCUCCCUUCAGCUCGAUACCUCCAAGUACAGCUCUGGGCUCCUGCUUCACCUUUCUCCCCUGGAAGGGCAUUAUUUCAUCAGAUGGGCUCCAGGUCAUCAAGAUCUCCUUCAGUUCCACCAUCCUGGGGAAAUUCACAGAAGAAUUCAGGUUCAGGGUGAAUGGAUCCUCUGAGCCUGUGACUUUGGCUAUCAGCUCUGCUGGAAGGCUUCGACAUCUGAGAGAGCACAGCUUCAUAGAGGAGCACAUUGACCGGCAGGUGUCCCCCAUCGAGAGCUUGCGCCUGAUGUGCCUCCUCUCCAUCACGGAGAACGGUGAGGUGUCUGUCUGCUCUGGGCAGGGAAGGUUGGAUCGGGGGCCCUCCAGCCUGGGUGCAGAGCUCACCCUGCUGCUCCCCACAGGUCUCAUCCCCAAAGAUUACCGGUCCCUGAAAACCCAAUACCUGCAGAGCUACGGGCCUGAGCACUUGUUGACCUUCCACAACCUCAAGCGCAUCGGGCUGCUGACCGAGCAGUCGGCCGCAGAGACGCUGACCGCUGUGGAGAGCAGAGUCAGCAAGCUGGUGACAGACCGUGCUGCCGCUGAGAGCCAGCCCUCUGCCCCUGGGGAGCUGGGAGCACAGCCCUGCCCUGCUGGGAGCUGCUGCUCCAGAGCCGGAUGGAAGCACGCAGCAAAAGUGGACACUGCGGGCACAGAGCUACGAGCAGGGCAGAGCUUUGGCCCAUGGGAGCAGCAGGGCUGGCAGGAAAGAUCACAGAUGCAUUUAAUUCUUUGGCCAGAAAGAGCAAUUUUCCAGCUAGAAGCAAGAAGCUGGGGUUGGUAUGUCCUUGUGGAGCUGCUGCCUUGCCCACGUGCCCGCUGGUGCCAGAGCAGCUCUGGUCACUCUGUGCAGGCUGGGCACCCUCAGAGACACACACGGCACAGGGCCAGAGCUGCUGUGGCAGUGGGGUGGCAGAGGGAUACGAGGGAGCAGAGGGGUUCAAGAAUGGCAGAGAGGUUCCAGAAUGGUAAAGGGCUUUGGGAAUGGCAAAGGGGUUCAGGGGUGCCAGAGGGGUUUGGGAAUGGCAAAGGGGUUCAGGGGUGGCAGAGGGGUUUGGGAAGGGCAAGGCGGUUCAGGGGUGGAAGAAAGAUUCCAGAAUGCCAGAGGGGCUCAGGAAUUGCAGAGGGGUUUGGGGGUGCCAGAGGGAGUCAGGGGUGGCAGGAAGGUUCAGGAAUGCUUGAGGGAUUCUGGGAUGCCAGAGGGGUUUGCGGGUGGCACAGGGGUUUGGGGAUGGCAGACAGGUUCCAGGGAUGAUAGUUAGCCUUAAAGAUAGCCCUGCCAUGGACAGGGACACCUACCACAAGAGUCCCACAGCUCUGCCCCACGGUGCUGUGGGGCUGAGUCCCACAGCUCUGCCUGAUGGUUCUGCCUCAUGGUGUUGUGGGGCUGUGUCCCGUGGCUCUCCCCCAGGGUUCAAGUUCAUCUUCCUGACCACGGCCAUCACCAACAGCGCCCGGGUGAUGGAGGCCAUGAUCGAGGCCAAGGCCUGAGGCUGCCAAUAAACAGCUCCCCUGUACCGCUCUGGCUCCGGCUCCAGCUCUGCCUUAGGGGUCAUAGAAUCCUGGAAUGGUGUAGGUAGGAAGGGAGCUCAAAGCCCAUCAGGGUUCGGCAAGCCCCAUCCAGCCUGGCCUAGAGCACCUCCAACACGAUUUAUUUGAAGAUGAUGGCUUAAAUGGCCUUCAUGGCACAGAAAUGCUCCUAUUGUUCAAGCGGUUGCCCUUUGCUCUUCCACCAGUCUCUUUUUAAGGCAAAUGGCUUCAGUUUAGCGAAAACAAUCGUGCUUUGAGGAACACGGCGACCUGUGUCACCCGUUAAAUGAGAUGAAAGGUGGAAAGAUGGAAUGGCUUGGGUUGGAAGGGACCUUUAAGGCCAUCCAGUGCCACCCCCUGCCUUGGGCAGGGACACUGGAUCCUGUUGCUCCAAGCCCCAUCCAACCUGGCCUUGAACACCUCCGGGGAUGGGGCAGCCAUGGCCCCCCUGGGCAACCUGGGCCAGGGCCUCCCCGCCCUCACGGUGAAGAAUUUCUCCCUAAUGUCUGAUGUAAAUCUUCCCCGUUCACUUUCAAGCCGUUCCCCGCGUAGUGCCGGGUGUCCCGGGACGGUGGGUCCUGCGGGAGAGGCGGGAGGACCGGGGUCCCCUGGGCCAAUGGAGAGAGGGGCGUCCCCGGGUGACCCCUCCCACCCCGCGGCGAAGGAGGAGGGACAUCCCGCGGUGCCCCCUCCACCCCGCGCGCACGGCGCAUGCGCAGCGCGGCCCGAGC